Molecule: messenger RNA, 3759 nt
Organism: Microplitis mediator
Lineage: Eukaryota; Metazoa; Arthropoda; Insecta; Hymenoptera; Braconidae
Product: importin-4-like
Exons: 4
Coding region: 149-3382 (1077 amino acids)
Biological process (GO): protein import into nucleus
Cellular component (GO): cytoplasm; nucleus
Molecular function (GO): small GTPase binding; nuclear import signal receptor activity
Source: RefSeq, a predicted model, not a curated record
AACGAUUGGAACUGAAACUUAACCUGACUUAUUCUUAUACAGAAAAAACAAAACUCAAAAAACGCAAACUGCGUGAUAAUCGUCUGCAAGAUUUAAAUAGUUUAUUAUUUUUUAGUUGAUAUAUUUUUAAUUUUAUAAACGAAAAAUCAUGGAGGAGAUUUUGGCUAAAUUAUUAGUAACUGACAGUGCAGUAAUUAAACAAGGUACAGCCGAACUAAGAGCAGCUUUAAAAGCUCCUGAAAGUGUAUCAAUUUUAUGUCAAAUUAUUAUUUCAUCAGAUAAUUCAGCAAUAAGACAAUACGCUGCAGUACUCUUGAGAAAACGAUAUGCUAAGGGAAAGCAUUGGUCCAAGUUACCGUUUAAUAUAAAAACUCAAGUUAAAUCAAUUUUACUUCAAGGUCUUUUGAACGAGUCAGAAAAAAUAAAUAAAAUGGCAAUCGCCCAACUGAUUGGUGUGAUUGUAAAACACGAGUUGCCAAAUAAUACAUGGCCAGAAUUAUUUCAGUUUAUCCAACAACUUGUUUCAAGUGACAACAUUGUCGAGAAAGGAUUAGGAGUAUUCACUUUGUCACAAAUGACUGAAGUUGCUCCGGAAAUCUAUACCGCACAUUUAUCCUCAUUAGCUAGUCUUUUAGUUGAAACCUACCGUAGUCUGUCAGAAUUAGGUAAUCCCGUUGCAUUUUACAUAAUUAAAAUAAUGCGUGAUCUGGCGCCAUUGGUAGAAGGGAACCAAGCGAUGGUGAAUGCGUACAAUCAAAUGAUACCAUUGGCAAUGGGUACAAUACAGUCUUUUUCAUCAGUUGAUCCAGAUAAGGCACAAGAAGCAAUGGAGUUAUUUGAUGAUCUAUGUGAUAAUGCAGUGACUCUUAUAUCUCCUCAUCUAAAGAAUUAUGUCCUUAUGUGUUUGGCAAUAGGAGACAAUAGGACUUUGGACGAUAUGCUAAGAGUACGUGCAUUGACAUCUCUAGCCACUAUGAUAAGAGUUAAAUCACGUGGAAUUAUUAAACACAAGUUGAUGGAACCCAUUGUUGAGGUUCUUUUUAAAAUAAUGUGUACACCGGAGGAUGGACAAGAUGAAGACGAGUUCAAUGAUGAAAAUGAAACAUUUACACCAGUAACUCGCGCCAGAGAAACUAUGGUUGUAAUGGCGACUCAUUUAAGAUCCGAAAAAUUGGUCCCUCUUUUGCUUUGUCAUAUAGAUCCAAGUUUACAAAGGGAUGAUAUUUGGGCGAAACAAGCUUCAUUUUUAACCAUCGCAUCCUUAGCUAAAGGUUGCUCUGAAUACAUUAGAUCUAAAUAUCUCGUACAUUUUCUCAAAUACAUUCACGAAGGAAUAAAUGAUGGUUCUCAUAUUGUUAUGAAUGCUGCACUUUAUGCUUUGGGUAAAUUUUCAGAAUAUCUCCAACCGGAAAUCAGUCAAUAUUCUCAACAACUUUUACCUGUUCUUUUUGAUUAUCUCAGACAAAUGUGUGUGCAUUUAAGUAAAGAAAAGUCACAACCACCAGCAGUUGAUUGCAUGUUUUACGCACUAGAAACAUUUUGUGAAAACUUAAACGAUGAGAUCAUACAAUAUCUUCCUACUCUGAUGGAGAGACUAUUUGAGACUUUAAGUAUAGAUGCACCAACGCAUAUUAAAGAACUUGCGAUUAGUGCAAUUGGAGCAGCAGCAAAUGCCAGUCAACAGAAUAUGCUUCCAUAUUUUCCUAAAAUAAUCGCAAUACUCGAUCCUUAUUUAACAGCAAAACCAAAUGACGAUACAAUGAGCUUACAAGUUCAAUCAAUUGAUACAUUAGGAAUUAUUGUACGGACAAUUGGUGAAGAUAAUUUUGCCCCAUUAGUUGGUAAAACUAUAGAUUUAGGACUGAAACUUAUUACUGAAAAUAAUGAUCCUGAUAUACGUAAAGCUGUUUAUGGAUUAUUCGCUUCCUUAGCGUCUAUCACUAAGAAAGAAAUAGCACCAGCAUUACCGCAAAUUUUAGAGUAUAUUUUUAACAGUAUCCUAAGUUCUGAAGGAAUUGUUUCUCAACUUAAAGAAUAUGAAGACGCAGCUUAUCCGAUUUAUGAAGAUCUAAGUGACACUGAAAAUGAAGAGGAAGAGGAUAUCGAGCAUACUGACAAUGAGGAUGAUGGAAAUGAUGAUGAUGACGUAGCGGCUUACAUGCUUAGUAGCUCUUACAUUGAAGAAAAAGAAGAAGCUAUUUUAGCUCUGCGUGAAAUCGCUCACUACACUGAAGAGGCAUUUUUACCUUAUUUAGAAAAAGCCUUCGAAGAAGUAUUCAAACUUAUAAAUUACCCUCAAGAUGAUAUUAAAAAAGUUUCAUUGGAUGCUUUGGCUCAAUUUUGUAUUAAUUUUUCAAAAAUUUAUUCGAGCGAAGGUAAACAGGCUUUACUAAAAGCAUUGUCUGUUUUUAUUCCAAAACUUUCCGAGAUUAUUCGUCUUGACAUUGAAGCGACGGUUGUAAUAAGCGGACUCGAAGCUCUUGCUGAGCUUUUAAAAGAAGUUAAAGGUGAAGUACUUGUUGGCGAAGGUCAUAAAGAAGCUAUAAUGAACUGCGUGACAGAUGUUUUUACUGGUAAAAUCGAGUGUCAAGAUCAAGAAGAUCCAGACGAUGACGAUGAGGCAGAACAAGAUGAAUUUUUGGUAGAAUGUGCCGGCGAUGUAUUGUCCAACUUUGGAAAAGCUAUACCUGCUGAAGACUUUGCCAACUAUUUUAAAACAGUGUUACCAUUUUUGAAAGACAGAUUGAAAGAAAAUAAAUCAGAUCCUCAAAGAUCCUUUGCAGUUGGCACUAUAUCUGAAUGUUUGUCUGCACUUCGGCAUAUGACGUCGACAUUUGUUUCGGAACUUUGGCCAUUUUUUAAAAAAAGAACACAAGAUCCAAGUCCUGAAGUCAGAAAUAAUGCAUACUAUGGUAUUGGAGAGCUCGUUUUUUGGGGCAGAGAAUCUGUUUACUGUCAUUACACUGAAAUUUUACAGCUUCUCUCUAAUGCUCUACAAACAGAAGAACAUCCUGGUCCCCGAGACAAUAUGGUUGGAAUUAUUGCAAGACUUAUUAUUACAAAUUAUUCAUUGAUUGAUAUUGAAAUUGUUUUUCCUGGUUUUGUUCAACAAUUACCACUAAAAAAAGAUUUUGAAGAAUAUCAGUCUGUUUUCAAAGCCAUAUUAACUCUCUACAGAGAUAGACAUCAAGUUAUUAAUCCUCAUAUAUCAAAACUGGUAAUGGUUGCAAUUAAUAUACUCCAUGAGAAAAAAGUUCCUGAUGAUGAAACUAAACAGAUUGUUUUCGAAUUUAUACAUUCUGUUCAACAAGAUUUUCCGAAUGAGUGGAAUGCUGCAUUUGCUCAACUGUCGCCAGAACUUCGUCAAACUCUUGCUCGUUAAAAUAAGUAAGAUUUAUAUUAUAGAUUUUUUUUUCUCGUACAGUAAUUAGCACUCUGCGAGUGAAUUACAAGUUAUAUUAAUUUUAUUAUCAUAUUCGGCUUUUAAAUAAAAAUCAUAGUCGUCUGUUUCAUAAAUAAUUUAAUUUUAAAGUAGUUGAGAAAAAAUAAAAUUUUUUUAUAAAAAAUGUUUGAUUACAUUCGUAUAGAGAAAAAAAUAAUUUCUUGGUGCAAGAAUUAUUUUGCAUUAUGAAAUGAAGACAAAACUUUUCUUACGACUAAAAAAAAAUUAUCGAUGGAAGAAAUUUUUUUUAUCGCCUCAAGAAAUUUUUUGUUUUUAAUUUAUAAUGCAAAAAAUUUCUUGAGGCAAAUGAAAAUUUU